GCAACAGGUGAGGCGGGCAGCGGCCGGGACAGGGCUCCUUCUGCGGCCCUCGGAGCUGGGGUCCUUCUCAUUGCCGCACCUCGGCCCGCCCGGCAGCCGCGAUGCCUUUCCCCAGCUCCAGCGCGGACGAUGCCUUCGACUACCUCUUCAAGAUCAUCCUGAUCGGGGACUCUAACGUGGGGAAGACGUGCGUGGUGCACCGCUUCAAGACGGGGCAGUUCAACGAGAAGCAGCAGAACACCAUCGGCGUGGACUUCACCGUGCGCUCCAUGGACAUCGACGGCAAGAAAGUGAAGAUCCAAGUGUGGGACACAGCUGGUCAAGAACGCUUCCGGACAAUAACCCAGUCUUAUUACAGGAGUGCCCAUGGGGCCAUCCUUGCCUAUGACCUUACUAGGAGGUCCACAUUUGAAUCCAUUCCUCACUGGAUUCAUGAAAUUGAAAAAUAUGGUGCUGCAAACUUGGUCAUGAUGUUAAUUGGGAACAAAUCGGAUUCACUGGAUAAGCGCCAAGUCCUGUUUGAAGAUGCCUGCACAUUGGCGGAGAAGCAUGGGCUCUUAGCUGUGCUGGAGACAUCGGCUAAAGAAGCUCAAAACAUAGAGGAGGUGUUCAUGCUAAUGGCCAAGGAGCUAAUAGCCCGUAAUACCUUACAGCUUCAUGGAGAGAACCCUCCAAACAGCAUCUAUCUAGAUUCCAGGCCAGUGAUUGCCAGUCCAAGUGUGGAGAAGAACCAGUGCCUCUGUUGAAGAGAGAUUUCAGAAAGAACUUGAAAGUCAUCAUUCUUCUGAGGCUGUUGGAUUUCACUUUAGUCAAGUGAUGAGAGCGUGCUAUGUGGCCUUGAGCCAUCUCUCUUGAUAUCUCUACUUUGCAAUUUAGCUGGUAAGCAUCUUCAGAGAUUGUUUCUGUUGGUAGCACAGGCUGCUUUGAACAUGGCAGCUGAUACUUUAACACAAUCUUCUGAGCUGGGAGGACUCAGGGAGCUGUCAGCCCUUGCCUUAACCAAAGAGAACUGUAGAAAUUACUGCCUUCUAUUAUCUCCUUAAGUGAUGCUUCUGGCUGUGUCAGAAGAUAAGUUUGCACCAGAGCUCUGUUUGAUUUGACCCUUUUAAGCUAUGUUGUUUGUUCUAGUGCAAGCACUUUACUUUUUGCUGGUAGCUUUAAAAAGCCUGACGUGCUUGGACAGCGCUAACCCACUGCUGCUUAAACUUUCAUUUAGGGGCAGUUCUGAUGUCAGGCAUGUAACCACCCAUCCCCAGGAACUGAGUUAUAUCUGUGCUGUCACCAGACAAACCUGGAGACAUCCCUGGGGUUUCACAGCAGGCAGAGUGUGUUAGAAGAGGGUCCCAACCCUCUUCCUGGGGUGAGAAGAGCUGGUUUUUGUAUUGCUCUGUAAGUACUGAUUCCAGUAAUUAUCUCUGACCUGCUACAUAGUCUUGCUAGGAGUAGUGAAGCUUCCAAGGCACUGGUAAUGACCUAAAUCAAUGCUGGGGUGAAAGGAAUUCCCCCCCCAUGCACACCCUGUCUUGCUCUUGAUGUGCUGAUUUUAAUCAAAAGCCGCCUGUAGUUUGCAUGGUGGGCCAAUGGCAGCUUGAAAGUAUACCUGUAGAUUUUCAAGGCAGUGUGAAGAAAGGUUUCAAGCUUCUGUAAAACUCAGCAAGAGGUGUAAGAUGGUUUGAUUAUAGAAUCUCACCUCAGAGCAGCAAGGGAAUGGUAUGGGGUAUACCAGAAGGUUACCCCCAGGCAAGUGCGUAGGCUACUGCUAUGGAGACGAAACAUCCUGGUAGCAAUAGAAGGGUUUGUAUUGCUUCUCCCAAAUGCAAGCUCUGCUACUGGAGACUAAUUUCUGUGUACCAGAAGGAAGGGUUUGUGGUUGUAGUUUGGUUGGUUUUUGUUUGGGCUUGUUUUAUUUUUCCCUGAAAAUGGAAACAAAGAAAAGGAGGGAAGAAAUACUAUGCAGAUAUUUUUGACUGCAGUCCACGUGUACCAAAGUGUGCCACUUAGUUACUGUUAAGUUAUGAAGUGGAACUCAAACUCUGUAAUGAUAAAACACAGCCUGGGUUACAGGCAAAGAAGCCCUGGGAAGGCUAGUAUGCUGCUGGAUUACCAGACGGCAGCCUACCCAUGUUUCACAAGUUCUUGAGAAAUAAGGGAAAAACAUGUAGAAAGUAUUUCUGGAAAAUCUUGUCUGAGAAGCACAAAAAAUAAAGCAUAAUGAAUCAUUGA
Molecule: messenger RNA, 2223 nt
Organism: Pezoporus occidentalis (night parrot)
Lineage: Eukaryota; Metazoa; Chordata; Aves; Psittaciformes; Psittacidae
Gene: RAB19
Product: RAB19, member RAS oncogene family
Exons: 4
Coding region: 102-746 (214 amino acids)
Biological process (GO): vesicle-mediated transport
Cellular component (GO): Golgi apparatus
Molecular function (GO): GTPase activity; GTP binding
Source: RefSeq, a predicted model, not a curated record